AUGACGACGAUUUCUUUCGCCGCGCGAGCUCCUUUUGCUCGUUCGAAAGGCAUCAGCGCGAGCAGCAGCUCUGCGCGUUUACGACGAACCCGCGUCGUUGUUAAAUCCGCCGCGCGAUCGAAACGAAGAAGCGAUGCAAAUGAUGAUUUUCCCCCGUCGAUGACGACAUCACCUCCGCGAGAAGAAGACGACAACGACAAAAACAAAGAAGAGAUGGAAACGUACCAUAUGCAAGGCGUUUCCUCCGGUGGAAAAAGUCUGAUCGUGUUCCUGAGUUGGUGCGCGUUCGCGGAAAAGACUGGGAUUUUGGAACCGAUUUUUGUCAAUUCUUCUCCCAAAGAGGAGGAAAAGAAGACUUCAAAGAAAGCGCAGAAACCGACGCGAAGCGCGCGGUGGAAAGAUCGCGCGAAACGAGAGUUUUCCAAAAACACUCCCUUUGGUGAGUCCGAGAACUUUCCCUUAAAGUUAAGUUUUCAGCGCGGCAAGACGUACUUCACGGAGAAGCGGUUCAAGAAGUCGAUAUCGGACGGCACGGAGACGAAGUUUGACGCCAAGGGCGAAAAGUUGAAGGCGGAGUUACAGAAACGCAAGAACGUGGAAAUUUUGAAGCGAGAACUUUUGCAAAAGAAGAUGGAAGAGGCGAAAGAGAUUGAACGAGAACGCGCGAAGACGCAAAAAGAGGCGGAGAUGAAAGCGCAAAAAGUGAAGGAAGAGCUCGAGAUGAAAGCGAAGAUGAAGAUCGACGCGGAGAGGAAGAAACAAGAGCAAAAGGAGAAGGCGAAACAACAGAUGAUGAUGCAAGAACAACAACAACAACAACAACAACAAAAGACGAUGAUGGAUGCGAAGAAGAAUAACAAGAAAAACGAUGAGAAGCAGAAGAAAAAGAAGACGAAAGCGACGACGACGACGAGCGCUACUACGUCAAAAAGAACAAUUCAGAUGCCGAAGGUUUCCUUGCCGGACAUGACGCAAACGAAAGAAUCACUCUCGAAAAGCGCUUCGUCGUUCGCGGAAUUCUCUAAAUCCGUGUCCUCGUCGGCGUUUGAAACUUCGAAAUCGAUCGGAUCGUCCGUCGCGGAUGUUUCGGUGAAGGCGAAAGACGCGACUGUUUCUUCGGUAAAGAAAACCGUGUCGACGGCAUCCAACGUCGCGACCAAGACGAAAGAUUCCUUGCUCUCGAUUGAAUUGCCGAAAAGAAAAGAAAAGAUUAUUGAGAACACGACGACGAAAAAGAACAACAAGAAAAUUCAACAGCGACAACAACAACAACCGAAAAAAGUAGCAUCGUCCGCGACGGCGAAGCGAGAAGAAAAGAAGAAAAAAUCCGUCGAAAAACUGAAACCAAUUCAGCAACAGAAGAAAGCGAUUUUGACAUCGAAGAAGAUGGAAAAGACAAAGACGACGAAAGCCACGAAAAGUUCCGCAGCUGGUUCCACUCUGGCGACGAAGAUUUCACCGUCGUCGUUUUCUUCUUUAGCCAAACAAUCGAGAACUCUGAUUGGCGACAAAGUCACCUCCGCGGUUCAAUUCGCGACGACAAACAUCCGACCGCCGUCUAUCGCUACCGCGCCAACCAACCUCUCCCCGGCUGCGAUCCAACAAACCGCGCUCUACGUCUCCUCCUUCCUCUUAUUGGCCUUCACCUCCUCCCGCGUGCGCAAAAACCGCCGCGAGCGCGCGCAAAAGCGAGCCGAACGAGAAAUCCGCCUCGCAGCCGACCGAGAGCGACAAAAGCAACGCUGGACGAAAGCCAUCGCCCAAAACCCAGACUCCUCGCAACUCCUCGGCAACCGCACCUCCAAAACCGCGAAAACAAUCACCAAAAGUGAUACCUCGAAGCGCUUAUCCUCCGCCUCGCAAGACGACGAGUUCGACGAGGUGCGAGAGAUGAACGCGUCCUUAAAAAAAGCGAGUUCAAACAACGAAUCCGGUUGGGACGAGAAAGAGUACGAUAAGAUGAACAAAGAGUACCAAAAGUUUUUAAAAGACAGCCGCUUGCCGAAAGAAAGAAAGGGGAACACGAAAUAA
This is a messenger RNA of Bathycoccus prasinos, 2031 nucleotides long. RefSeq lists its product with no specific name. The transcript has a single exon. Bases 1 to 2031 code for a protein of 676 amino acids. Lineage: Eukaryota; Viridiplantae; Chlorophyta; Mamiellophyceae; Mamiellales; Bathycoccaceae. The record is from RefSeq and is a predicted model, not a curated record.